AUAAAAACAAAAUUGAAUCUUAAAAUAUUGAAUCACCUGUUCAAAUUAAGUAGUAUAUGCUUUGCUUGUAGACCAAAAACGAUAUUGCAAGACUUUUAAUUAAGGUGAAGUAAUAUGAUGAAUUGGUUACUUCUAUUUCAAGGCAACAAAAGAGGAAAGGCGUUGACUAUUUGACCAUCUUCAAGUCCUAAAGAGGAAGUAACGAAUAUCUUAGCCCUUUACUCUUUUAGUGGGGAACAUCGGAGCCAUCAGACAAAUCAAAACCUUAGAACUCACGUAAAAAAAACACUCGAGAACAGAGAGAAAGAAGUUAAACAAUGGAGCUCGAAUUGGGAUUUAAGGUCACGAGAACGAGAGAGGAUGUAUCGUCUUCGGUUGAUUUCCGCUUCUCCAAAGACCCGUUUGGUCCUCUGGUUCUUUCUCGAGAAACCGAUUCAAGGUUCAUCAUCAUCAUUCACAUCAAAGGAUUCAAAAAGGAAGGAAUUGAAAUAGAUAUAAACAAAGAAGGGGAUCGGAUUACUAUAGAAGGGAGGAAGCCUGUGGAAGAAAUGGUUAUGAUUAGAUGGAUGGCGUGGAGGAAAGAAGUUGAAUUUAGGGUUUUUAAGAAAGUUUUUAGGAUUCCUGAUACUGUGGUUUUAGACGAGAUUAAAGCUAGGUUUGAUGAUGAUGAUGCCACUCUUACGAUCACUAUGCCGAAAAGAGUAAAGGGGAUUUCUGGAUUUAAUAUUGAGGAGGAAGAAGAAGAAAGAGUGGACAAGGGAGAAGUUGAAGAGCAGAGUACAGUAUGGGAAGAGUCUGAUGCACACUCUGAGAAAUUUGAGACAGAGAUUCAGAGAGAGGAAGGGUUUGGAGAAAACGAGAGCCAAGUUUUGGGAGAGGAACAAAAGGAAGAAGAUGAAACUGGGGAUGAUUACUUAGAGAAGAAUCACCAGAUUGAUGAACAAGACAAGAUUCUGGAACGUAUAGAAGACGAAAAACAAUUGGCUGAGAGUAAUGAGGACAGUAGCUUAAGAAAGCCUCCAGACAUUGAAGGACAUGAGCAGAGAAGACAUAACGAGCAAGAUAAAAAACAGAAACGGGUCGACGAAGCAGAGAGUAAUAGUGAUGAUUUUGGAUCCACAGCAUUUGAAGAGAUUGAAGAACAAGAACCUGAUCAUGAGCAGCUGGAUAGAACAAGUAAAAGUGGAGCAAAAGAAAAGAAAACGACUGACGGCGACGGUGAUGGCUUGAGCAAGGAUCAAGGGAUUAAAGAAGAGCCGGAGAGACGCAAUGACAAACGCAAGAUUAAAGAUAUCGUACAAGUAAAAGGAGAGGAGGAUAAGAAGAAAACUGUAAAGAAGGAGAUAAAAAGGGGAGACUCCAAAGUAAAAAGUGAUGCAAAAAUGGGCGAACUAUUCGCAUCAAACUUUGCAGAUACUGCGAUGAAUACUGAAGAUCUUGAAUCAGAUGAGGAGCUAGACAAGACAGAAAAGUUGGUUGAGAAGAAGUACAAGCAAGAGGAAAACGCUGAGGUUGGAGCACAAAGUGAAGACAUUAGCUUAACAAAUCCUACAGAUUUUGAAGGAAGAGAUUCUCAUGCGCAGACAAGACAUGAGGAACAAGAAAAUAGCCAACACUCUGAGACUGAGAUUCUGAGAGAAGAAGAAUUUGGAGAAAGAGAGAGUCAAGUUUUGGGAGAGGAACAAAAGGAUAUAGAAGAAACUGAUGAUGAUAAUUUGGACAAGAUUAACCAGAUUGAGGAACAAGAAGAAGAAAAAAUCGUUGCUGAUUCAAAUAAAGAGAAUGAGGACAGUAGCUUGAGAAAGCUCCCAGAUAUUCAAGAACGAGAAUCUCAUGAACAGACAAGACAUGAGGAACAAGAACGAGUAGUGGAGCAGCAAGAUUCACAAGCAGAGACUAAUAGUAAUGAUUUUGGAUGCAGAGCUUUUGAAGAUCAGGUUGGAGAACAAAAACCUCAUGUAACUAAAAGUAGAGAAAUGGAAAAGGAAAAGAUUGACGAUGAUGAUGUUGGCUUGAGAAAGGUUCAAGAGAUUGAAGAACCAGAGAUACACAAUGAAGAAAGCAAGAAAUCGGAAGGGGAAACAAGUGGUGACGAGAGGAAUAAAACUGCAAAGAUGGACAUAAAAAAUAGGGAUGCAAAAGAAGAGGUUGAUGGGAAAAUGGGAGAAGGAUUCAGACCAAACAUUGAUAGAACACAAGUAGUUGCAGAAAAUGACAUUGGAGAAACUGAGACAAAAGCUGAUGAGUUUGAAUCUGAUAAACUAAAAGCAGAUGAGGUACACAAGAUACAUGAACUGGUUGAGAAGAAAGAAGAUGACGAGGAAAAUGCUAAUCUGAGAGGAAAGAGUAAAGACAUCAGCUUAAAGCUUCAAGAGAAUGAAGAACAACAGUCUAAGGGACAGAAGCGACAAGACAAACAAGAAAUGAUAAAAGAAUUGGUGGAAGAGAAAACACCAAAAGCAGAGCCAAAUACAGGGAAUGAUAUUCCAAAACCAGUCCAGGCGAAGACAAGUGAUAAAGGAAAGGAGGAGAAAAAAAGUAUAAAGAUGGAGAUAAAAACUGGGGAAGCCAAAGAAGAAGUUGAUGCAAAAAUGGGCGGAGGAUUUGCACCAAACAUUGCAGAAACUGCGACAAAAUUUGAGGAGUUUGAAUCUGAAAAACUAGAUUCAGAUGAGGUAGACAAGAUACAGAAACUGGUUGAGAAGACAGAGGAUGAAGAGGGAAAUCAUAAGGUUGGAACACAAAGUGAAGACAUCAGCUCAAGAAAGCUUCAAGAGAUUGGAGAACAACAAUUUCAGGGACCAAAGCGACAGAAAAAGCAAGAAAAGAUCAGAGAAUUGGUGGAAGAGCAAACUCUAGAGGCAAAGACUAAUAUUGGGAAUGAUAUUCCAAAACCAGUUCAAGAGAUUAAAGAAUUACAAAAGGUGGAAACGUUAGAGAAAACAGGUGAUGAAAGAAAAGCAAGAAAGGUGAAGAAGAAAAGUGUAAAGAUGGAGAUAAAUAAUGAGGAUGUCAAAGAAGAAGUUGAUGAAAAAAUGGGCCAAGGAUUCGAACCAAACGUUUCAGAAACUGACGAUGAUUUUGAAUCUAAUAAACUAGAAGCAGAUGAGGUAGACAAGAUACAUGCACUGUUUGAGAAGCAACAAGAUGAAGAGGAAAUUGCUGAGUGCGGAAGACAAACUGAAGACAUCAGCUUAAAAGAGCUUCAAGAGAUUGAAGAACAACAAUUUCAUGGACAAAAGCGACAGGAAAAACAAGAAAAGAUCAAAGAGUUGGUUGAAGAGAAAACUCUAGAGGAAGAGACAAAUAUUGGGAAUAUUAAUCCAAAACCAGUAGCAGAGAGAAGUGAGGGAAAACACAAGAUUCAAAACAAGUUCCAGGAUGACACAAAGAAUCAGCCAGAGGAAUACAAAGAGAAAUUUACGGAGACUAAUGAUCCUGGCACAAGAAAGGUUCAAGAGAUUAUUAGAAAACAAGAGUUGAAUGAACCAGCAAGAUCCGAGAAAGAAAGCAAAAUACGAGAGCUAGUGAAAAGCAAAACAAAUGAUGAAGGGAAAGAGAAGAAAAUUGCAGAAAAAGAAACAAAGGCAGAGACAUAUGUAGGGAAUGAUAUUUUGAAACCAGUUCAGGAGAUAAGUGAGGGAAAACACAAGAUCCCAGAGCUUUCUCAAGAGGAAACAAAGAAUCAGCCAGAAGAGUACUUAAAGAAAAUUAAGGAGACAGGAAAAAAGACUAAUGAUGCUGGCGCAAGAAAACUUCAAGAGAUAAAACAAGAGUUGAAUGAACCAGCAAGAUCUGAGAAAGAAAGCAAGACGCAAGAACUGGUGAAAAACAAAAGAAAUGAAAUUGCAGAAACAGAAACAAGAGAGCAAGAUUCAAAUAGACCAAAAAUAAUCAGGGAACAAGAAAAGAUCCAAGAACUGGCUGAAGAGAAGACUAAUUUUUCAAAAAAUGGGAAAGCCAAGGAUAAAGACGAAAUUGCAGAGAAGAAAACAGAAUUUUGUGUUGAUGAUGAUGAUAUUUCAAGCAAAUUUCGAGAUGUUGAACAACAAGAUUCAGAUGCAAUGAAGGGGCAAGAAGAAAAAGACAUGAUUCAAGAAUUAGCACUGGAAGAAAAAGUGAGUGAUGGAGGCAAAGGAAUCGUUGCAGUGUUGGAUACAAAAGUUGAGAAUAAUAAGUCUAAAAAAGUUCAAGAGAUUGACGGACAACAAUUGCAUGAAGAAGAUAGGUAUGGAAAACAAUUCCAGAAACUCAUAGUAGGUGAAGUAAGUGGUCGCGGAGAAGUUGAUGAUAUUAAAAUAAUAGAAGAAGAGAAAGAAAUCAGGGAUAGCUCGAGAAAAGGCCAAGAGACUGCAAAAACAGAUUCAGAACUCCACAACAACAGAGAAGUUUGUCGAAGUGAAGAGAAGAAGUAUGACAGACCUGAAAAGAUAGAACAAGAAUUGGUUAACUUGAACAGCCAAUUGGAGCAAGACAAUGUUGAAGAUGGAGAAAAGACUCAAGAACCGGUGGAAGAGGAAAUCAAGGAUUGUAGAGAAGAAGAGGGCAGUGGAGAAUCAAAGACCAAAACCGAUGAUGAUGUUGUAAGAAAGGUUCAAGGUGUUAAAGAACAUGAGUCGUAUGGGCCGGAAAGGGAACAUGCAAGCAAGAUUCAAGAAUUGGUAGAAGAGAAAAUUGGUGAUCAUGAAGAAGAAGAAGACGAGAAAAAAAUCGCAGAGUCAGAGAUAGAAGCUGAAUGUGAUAGCUUGAGAAAGGUUGACGGUGGCAAAGCACAGGAGUUGCAUGAACCAAAGAUACACAAAGAACGUGAUAAGACCCGGAUAAAUGGGGCAGAGGAACCAAGUUGUCAAGAGGAUAAGAAUAUGGUAGAGCCUUUGACAAUAAGAGAGGAUGACAAUUUUGUAGAUGUUCCAGAGAUUAAUAAAGAACAACCUGACAAGCUAGAGAGGCAGGAGAAACCAUACAAAAUUCAAGAAGUGGUGGAAGCGAGACUCAAUGACCAUAAAGAAGAAGAACAAGAAGAAAAGGCAACGGCCAAGGCGGAACUGGAAACUGAAAGAGAGAGCUCAAAAAAGGUUGAAGAGACUGAGCAGCAGAAGAAAUAUCAUGGACCAAAGAUGCGAAAUUCAGAGGAAAAAAAGAAAAAUAUAGCAGUGGAGGAGAAGAGGACAAAAACUAAAGAUGGUAGCUUGAAAAAGGUUCGAGAUGAUGAAGAUCAAGAAUCGAGUAAACCUUAUAAGAGAGAAAUAGAUGACAAGACCCAUGAACUAGUGGAAAUGGGAACAAGUGAUUACAGAGAAAAAGCCAAGAAACAAGAUGAGAAUGAUAUCUUAAGAAGCCAAGAAGAUUUAGAUGAAUUUGAGAGACACGGUGAGCAAAGCAAUAUUCCUCAUUUGGUAGAAGAAGAAAAAGUGGAGAACAUUGCUGAGCUAGGGAGAGAAUCAUAUGAAGAUUGGACACAAGAGGAGCGAGAAAAGAGAAAAAAUUUGGUUAAAGAGGAAUCAGCUGAUCUUAAAGAUAAACACACUGGUGUAGAUGACCAUAUUGAUGAUAAACAAGAAAAGAUUAUUGUCAAUUCAGAACGUAAAACUGAGGAAGAUAGCUCAAAGAGGGUUCAAGAGACUGAAAAACAGGAUGAAGAUGAAUUGCAGAGAUCUAUGGCACAAGACAAAAUGCAAGAAACAGAGGAAAAAGACAAAACUAGAGCAAUGGAGAAGAAUGAGAUUGUGGAGAGAAGGGAAAAAACUAUAAAUGGAAGCUUGAGAAAGGUUCGAGAAGAUGAAGAAGAUCCGCAAUUGGGUAAACAGAAGAGACAUGGGGAAGAAGACAGGAUCCAUGAGUUAGUAGUGGAAGCGGAAUUAAAUGAUCACAGAGGAAAAGUCAAGAAAAAAGAUGGAGAUGAUGUCUUGAGAAGAAGCCAAGAGACUGUGAAAUUGGAUUUAGGUAAACGUGAGAGACAUUUUAAGCAAAGAAGGAUUCCUAAAUCAGUGGAAGAAGGAGAACAUGAAGAAGAAGAAAGAUAUCAGAAAGUUUCACAGGCUAAGACAAAAGUUGAACAUGAGAUCAACAAAAAGAUAGGGAAGAAUAAAGAUCCAGAACCGGAAAAACAGGAGCUAUACAAGUCGGAAGCAGUACUAAAAGAAGAAGUAGGUGAUCGCGAAAAAGAAGAAGAAAAUCUCGUGGAUGGUUCUGCGACAAAGAUUCAAGAAACUGAAAAGGAAGAGCUAGAGAUGUACAAGAAACAAGACAUGGUCCUAGAUUUUGUGGAAGACGUAACAGGGGAUCAGAAAGAUGAAAAGGCAGAGGAAGCUGCAGCUGUAGUGGCAAGCAAUGCGAACGGAAGUUCAAGAACGGUUAAAACGAUUGAAGAAGAAUCAGAAGAACACAUGGAAAAAGACAAGAUCCCUGAAAUAAGUGAUCCUAAAGUGAAAGAGACAAAAGAGGAGGUUCCCAAGUCAAGAUAUGUCCGAGAUACAAAAGAGCUAGAAGCACAUGUUCCGGAACUUGAAGGAAAAAUAGAGAAUUGCAAAGAUGAUGGACAAGGAAAGAGAGCAGAAAAGGGAAAACAAGGAAAGAUUGUUGAGUCACAGGAAAGGUUCAAGUCAAGAAGUGACGAUGGUAUUGUGAGAAAGAUUCAAGAGACCAAAGUGCAAGAAUCAAAUGAGAAGAAAAAUCAAGAACAAAAAGGAAAGGUUGAAGAAACAGUGAGGAGAGAAACGAGUAGUCAUGAGGUAGAGUUGGUGACUGAAGAUGAUAGUCUUAGAAAAGGUCAAGAGUUUUUGGAAAAGGAGUCACAUGUGUCAAAGAGUGGACCAGUGAAACAAGAAAAAAUCCAACAACUGAAGAAGGUGAAAUCCCAAGAUCACGUAAAUGAAGAUGAAGAACAAGAGUUAGAGACAAAAAUCAACAAUGUUAACUCAAGUGAGGAAGAGGAACAGACGAAGAUUAGGAAAACAAUGGGAGAGAAAUCAAAUGCUCCUGAGAAAGAAAAAGAAGCAAAUGAGAAAAUUGCAGAAGAGCGGAUGCAAGAUAAGACUGACAGCAGAACUAAGAACCAAGAGAUUAAAGGAGAAGAACCAUAUAAGUUUAUACGAAAUCUAGAGCAUGAUAAGAUCCCAGAAUAUCAUAGAGAAGAGAAAAAGGGAAUGGAACAGAGAGAAAUUGAGGAGAUGAAGAGAACAACUGAGGAAUGUAGCUCAAGAAAGGUUCAAAAAAUUAAAGCACAAGAGUCAUUUGAGUUAGAGAAACACCGGAAACUAAGUGAGAUCCAAGAAAGUAGCAAUACCCAAGAAUCAGUGGAAAAAGAAACACAGGAACAUAGAGAAGAAGAAAUGAAUGAAAGGAGAGGAUAUAAUGCAGUGCUCAAGGAAAAAUCUAUGGCUUCAAGUGAGUCUCAAGAUGUUGAAGAAAAAGGAUCAGAUCAGCCAAAGAGAUAUGCAGAACAAGAACUAAUGACUAAGAAGGAGAGAAAAGAAGAAAUUUUUGUAAGAGAGGGAGAGCAGAAGGAGAAGGCAAAGAGAAUAUCGCAGGUGGAUUCGAAAGCUAAUGAUGAUAGCUCAAUAAAAAAUCAUCAAGAUCUUGUUGAAAUAGAGGAGGGGAAUGUUGUUGGGAAAGCAGAGACAGUAGAUGAAUAUGCUAGUUCAAGGACGAUUCACGAACAGGAAGAAAGAAAUUCAGAUAAACUAGAAGGACAUGGGGAAGAAGAUAUGAGCAAAAAACUUGCAGAACAAGGAACAAGCGAUGAUAAGGAAUCAAAAGAAGGAAACAGAGCAGGGGAAGUAUGGGAAGAUGUGGAGACUAAAAUCAGGUCUGAUAGCUUUGGAAAGGUAAGACAGAUUGAAGAAGAAGAAACAGACAAGAAGCUAUCAGAUGUGGAAAAGUACAUACGUGGUAAAUCAAAAGAGACCAAGAAUCAAGAGACAAAGAGGAAAGAUGUUAGGUCCGGAAAUAAGACUCAAGCAAAUGAAAAACAAGAGUCUCAUGAACAAAAGAGAAAUGAGGAAGAGGUUAUUGAGAAACAAGAGACGAUAGAAGAACAUGAUAGCUCAAGGAAGAUUCAUGAACAUAACGAACAAAAGUCAGAUACAAUGAGCGAAAAUAUUGCAGAAGAGGAAACAAACGAUGAUAAAGAAGGAAACAGAGCAGGGGAAGUAUUGGGAGAAGUUUUGAAGAUAAGAGAGACUGAAAAACAAGAGCAAGACAAGAAGAAAUCCUUUGUGGACACAAGUGGUAAAGCAAAAGAGAACAAGAACCAAGAGACAAAGAGGACAGAUGAUGAUAGCUCAGGAAAUAAGACUCAAAAACAAGAGUCUCAUAAGAAAAAAAGCCAUCACGAUCAAGACAAGAAGAAUCCGGGACUGAUUGGGAAAGAAACAAACUGUUUCAGAAAUGAAGAUGAUGUUAAGGAAGAUAAAGAAAUUGCAGAAGCAGAGGUGUUAAGAAAGUUAAAGGAGAUUGAAAAACGAGAAUCAAGUAAAAUGGUGGAAGGACAUGAAAACGGAGAUGACAUCAAAGAAUUGGUUGAAGAGAAAAUGAACAACAAAGAAGAAGAAGAAGACAAGAAGAGCAUAGUUACGGAUGUCCUGGCAAAAGCUGAAGACGAUGAACUGAGGAAACAAGACAAGAGCAGGGAACAAAGACUAGGAGAUAACCUUAAAUAUGAAGAAACGUCAAAGACAGAAACAAAAAGAAAGGAUAAUGAACACGAGAGAAUUAAAGAGCAAGGAAGGAUCAAAGAAUUGGUAGAAGACAGGACACAUUCUUGCAGAGAAAAAGAGAGCAAAGAAACUGAAUUUGAAGACUCGAAAAAGAUUCAAGAGAGAGACAGAGAAGAAUCAACUGAACCAGGAAGAAAUGAGAAACAAGACAAGAUCCAAGAACCAGUGGAUAGGGAAACAAGUGAAGAUGACGAAGAAGAGUUAGAAAUUGAAUUUGAAGACGAAGAAGAAGACUGGGAAGCUGAAGUAAUUCAAGUAACGGAUUCAGAUGAAGAUAAUGAUAACAUUAGACAAAUAAAAAGAAUCAGAUUAGGAUUCCGGUUAGUAGGAGGUUCAACAUUGUUUAUGUCACUUAUAGUCAUAGUUAUUAGUUUCAUUCGUUCCAAGAGAAAAAUAAGAUGUUACAAGUUCUAACCAAAGCACACAAUACAGUAUCAUAUUUUUUAUUUAUUAAAUGGAAUCAAGAUCCAUACAACUUUCA
Molecule: messenger RNA, 9198 nt
Organism: Camelina sativa (false flax)
Lineage: Eukaryota; Viridiplantae; Streptophyta; Magnoliopsida; Brassicales; Brassicaceae
Source: RefSeq, a predicted model, not a curated record